Molecule: messenger RNA, 5552 nt
Organism: Conger conger (European conger)
Lineage: Eukaryota; Metazoa; Chordata; Actinopteri; Anguilliformes; Congridae
Gene: mgrn1a
Product: mahogunin, ring finger 1a
Exons: 17
Coding region: 455-2044 (529 amino acids)
Biological process (GO): negative regulation of G protein-coupled receptor signaling pathway; endosome to lysosome transport; protein ubiquitination
Cellular component (GO): early endosome; cytoplasm; plasma membrane
Molecular function (GO): ubiquitin protein ligase activity
Source: RefSeq, a predicted model, not a curated record
CGUAUGUCGCGCGACACCCUGUUGCUGUUGCUGCCGGGGCAGAAAAAAAACAACAGUCUUCUGUUUGUUUUUUUAUUUGUUUGUUUGUCAUCUAUGUUUUAUGAUUGUACAUUUCUUGUAAUUACGUAGGACAUCAAAGGUCACAGCGUGGCAACAGAAAAACGCUGCUUUUGGAAGUCAGAAAUAAAAUAAAGAAAACAGACCUAAGAAAAAGGUACAGCUAGUUAGCCAGCUAACGUUAGCUAGCUGGCUAGCUAGAGAUUGAUUCCAAAUAUUUAAAACGACGUCGUCGUUAAAACAAUCGUUUUCAGUAACUAGAUAGAUAGCUUGCAGUCUAGUCAGAUUUGUAUUGAUCCUACGGAUUAUGUGUUUCUUUUGAAAUAGGUUAAAGUUUUGUAACGGUGUUUUUAUUAUUUAAUUUAACGUUAUAUUUAAAGGGUUUGCGCUUAAAAAAAUGGGCUCAAUACUCAGCCGGAGAAUUGCUGGGGUUGAGGAUAUUGAUAUCCAAGCCAAUUCAGCGUACAGAUACCCUCCUAAAUCCGGAAACUAUUUUGCCAGUCACUUUUUCAUGGGAGGGGAAAAGUUUGACACUCCACACCCCGAGGGAUACUUGUUUGGAGAAAACAUGGAUCUGAACUUCCUUGGGAACAGGCCUGUGCAGUUCCCUUACGUGACGCCCGCUCCACACGAGGCCGUGAAGACCCUGAGGAGUCUGGUCAACAUCAGGAAGGACUCCCUGCGCCUCGUCAGAUAUAAGGAUGAUGCUGACAGCCCUACAGAGGAAGGAGGGAAGCCCAGAGUGCUGUACAGUGUGGAGUUCACCUUCGAUGCCGACGCCCGUGUGGCCAUCACCAUAUACUGCCAAGCCUUUGAGGAAUUCACCAAUGGAAUGGCACUGUACAACCCCAAGAAUCCCACGAUGGUAUCAGAGACGGUGCACUACAAGAGAGGAGUGAGCCAGCAGUUCUCUCUCCCGUCCUUCAAAAUCGAUUUCUCCGAGUGGAAGGAGGAGGAGCUGAACUUUGAUCUCGACAGAGGAGUCUUCCCCAUGGUGAUCCAGGCUGUGGUGGAUGAAGGGGAUGAAGUCACGGGGCAUGCUCAUGUACUACUGGCGGCCUUUGAAAGACAUGUGGAUGGCAGUUUCUCUGUGAAGCCUUUAAAGCAGAAGCAGAUAGUGGACCGUGUGAGCUACCUGCUCCAGGAGAUCUACGGGAUUGAAAACAAGAACAACCAAGAAACAAAGCCGUCGGACGAUGAGAACAGCGACAACAGCAACGAGUGCGUGGUGUGCCUCUCCGACCUGCGAGACACCCUCAUUCUGCCAUGCCGGCACCUGUGCCUGUGCAACUCCUGCGCAGACACACUGCGCUACCAGGCCAACAACUGCCCCAUCUGCAGACUGCCUUUCCGAGCCCUGCUCCAGAUCCGCGCCGUGAGGAAGAAGCCCGGGGCUCUCUCCCCCGUGUCCUUCAGCCCCGUCCUGGCUCAGACCAUGGAGCACGACGACCACUCGACCUCGGACAACAUCCCCCCGGGCUUUGAGCCCAUCUCCCUGCUGGAGGCCCUGAACGGCCUGCGCUCGGUGUCCCCUGCCAUCCCCUCCGCUCCCCUUUAUGAUGAGAUCAACUUCUCGGGGGGCAUCGGGGACCCCCUGCCCCUGUCCGGCCGGCCGCUGGGCUCAGCCGAGCGCUCUGGGGACGCCGGGCUGCAGAAGGGGAAGGUCAGCAAGUCGCCCGACAGCACCCUGAGGUCCCCGUCGUCCCCCAUCCAAGAGGAGGAUGAGGAGAAGCUGUCGGAGGUCUCUGAUGCACAGCCUCACGCCCUGCUGUCCAGCAGCCUCGCUUCAACUGAGGCUACAGCAGCUGAAGAAGCACCAGAGUCGGUCACUCCUGAUGAAGAGGACCGGCCGCGCUCGGUGACGGAGAUCCUGCAGGACUGCAGCAGUGAGCACAGCUGCCUGACCAAGAGCGACAGCGACCCCCCCGUGGAGCUGUCUCUGCCAGCCCUGGGCCCUGACUCCUGCUCUAUCGGUAUUGAGGAGUAACUCCGGGUCUUCAGAGUCCACAGAGAGUCUGAAGAGCCAGAGCACCAACAGCUCCAGCCAGCCCCUCCUGUGUCCCCCCAGCAGCCUGCACAUCGAGGACGGGCAGCUCACCCCAUAGACCGCUCAUUUCUGCCCCCACCCGUCCCACAGCCCCCUCCAGCACCCCGGCCUCGCACGGAGCAGCGCGGGACACGGCAGCACCGCUCCUUCCUCACCGCAGGGGACCGGGCGGCCAUCUUAGACCCCCUGCGUUCUGGUCCCAGCGGCUCAAACGAAAGGCAGACUUGUCUGCUUCCCCCUUUGGAAGCAGGGGUUAGUCUCCCAUGAUGCCCAGCUCCUUUUAGGCUUUAACUGCUUCUAAAGUAGCGGUGGUUUCCCCGUCUCUGUCCUACCAUUGGCCAUUGUCUUUGAGGUAGUCCGCACGUUUGGGUCCAAUCUGCGCCCUGAAGUUGUCCUAACUCUAAAGUGAGAACCAGCACAAACCACAUGAUCGACAUGUUUGACUACACCGCUAUAUGAAAGCACAACGCGUGCACAUAUUGUCAGUUCUAAGCGAGCAGGAUUAACUAGCCGCUGGAUAACAAUGCUAACCAUGCUCACUCAUUUUGUUAUUGUUGUUAAACUGUCGUUUGGAUAUUAUAUAAUGUGCUUGCGAAACCCUGGAUGAAGUUGUCUUUGUGAUAUUUUAAUCUGGGUGGUGACCCCAUUACAAACUCCUGUACUAUAGUUCUUUGAAGUAAUUAUGCAAAUAUAAUAUUGCUUGAAUUUAACUAUGAACUGACUUCAUUUAAACUCAGUCAAGGCUGUUAUUCCUCAUUGUCUGAGGUGACUGGAGAAUUGCUGACCCACACCAUUGAUUUUCAUUUUUUUGAUUGAAAGAAACAUUUUUAAAUAACACUAGGUUACUGAAAAUGCCAGUCUCUCUGGUGUAAUGUGCCAGUAAGUUUAGUCGGUCUGUCUUUUUUCCUCUUGUGAUUAUGAAUUAAGUAGCAGUCACUACAUAACUUUAAAAUGUUUCCGACCAAUUAGUAGCUUUUGGUCACGGCAACAUCUUGGUUGCAGAGAGGAGACGGUCUGGUUUUAUGUCACAGAAUGACUUUUAUUUUCAAAGAAGCGACUUCGCUCUAUGCAUUGCUCAAACUCACUUGCUGGUUGAACUGUAAUUUUCGAUUAAUUGGGUGGACAUUAAGUCAUGACCUUUUUUCCUGUCACACAGCUCUACUUGAACCAUAAACAGCUCAGUAUGUAAUACCUAUACAUGCAGUGACGGUGGGUCCAGCACUGCUCCAGCUGCUAAUUACAGACUCUGAAGAUUACAGUGCUUACAGUACGGUGUACUACACGUAAAUAUAACCGAUGACUAGUAUGUGUUGUAAAAAGCUGUGAUCCACCCAGUUAACCAGUUUUACAGUUUGUGGUGACCAAGGCAUUGUUUCAGAAGUUGGGACACGCUACCACAUUUAGAAUGAAUCAAAGCGAAGAUGAACACUAAUGAACUCUGAUGAGUUUUGUCAGAAUGGGAUGGGUGUGUUUCAAAUUUGCAUUUGCUCCCAGUUAAAGACUGAAAAGUGUUUAAAAGCAUAUGCAGGUGGUUGGGGAACCAGGGGGUUUGCCUUGCCCCGCCCGCUGCUUAAAACUGGCCGCGGGUCAUUCUCUGCCCUGUGGUGAUGUGUAAUAUGAAACACUCGCUCUGCCGCCCUCGCCCCUGUCCGCCACGCACGCCUCGACUGUUGCAGUGUCAGCCGUCCUCGCUCCCGUUACCGUGGCAUUGUGUCAAUAGCUGUAUCCGUGCCUUUAAAUUUAAGCUAAAUUGGCUGAUGGUUGUUUUGUGCUUCUCCGCUUUCGUUGAAAAGUAAGACGACAUGUUCAAAAGAUGUAAAGCUGCCUGAACCCUAGCCUUUUGCGAAAGGCCUCUUGUCCAAGGUUUAUUCUUUUUUUUUGCCUAGUCCAGUAAUAUCUACCGAUGCGUUAUGCUGAUUUAUAUUGAGGCUGCCUUCUGUUAAACUUCUGUGUAAAAUAUCUACGAAUACAUUGUAUCAGAGAACUAUAUAGUCCAACAUAAAUAAUGGUCGCAAAAAAUGUGUUCUGUUCGUGGAUGUUCCUGGAUAGUCCAUAGCCGUGAUAGUUACUCGGAUUGAGCGGAACAGUAGUCAGUAGUCCUGAGUCCUCUUCUUUCUGUCUGCCUUUUGCUAGCACUUCUGGACCAUUCAUAUCGGAAAAAAAAAGGAAAUCUUAAAAUGUUGUAAAUAGAUAUGUGAACUUUUUUUAACCAAAAAAAGGGGGCACAAGCAAAGCAUAACUUCUAUGUAGAAGGUGGAGAUGGUUAAUGAAGGAGCUCUCCCAAACGAAUGGACCUCACACCUCCACUUUUACACAAGCUUGUCAUUUGUAAGCGAACGAAAGAACCAGUGAUCUGUGCAUAUUUUACUAUCUCCAAUAAUCUUUAUUUCUGCUUCCACGGUAAUCUAUUUGAGAGCUAUCAGCUAUCUAUCACUCUGCAUGUGAACUUUAGGAGGUGCAUAUUCAUCAUUUCAAUGUAGUAGCGUAGUAGUGCCUUUUUAUGUUAAACAGUACAAUGCAGUGUUGGAUCAUUCAUGGUUCGUGUGUGCAACACGUGGAAAAGUACAUGAAAUAUACAUGUUUUUUAAUGAAGACAUAUUCAAUUCAGUAUUUUUUUAUUGAAAGUUGGCUGAAGUAACAGGAACAGUCCUGCUUAUUUGCAGACUAAGCACUUGUUACAGUUCUUUUCACUGAUGGCCACAUAUAUUUAAAGUUCGACUACACAGGAGGUGUUGUGUCGGUGUAAAAGCAAAAAUCUUUUGGUUCCCCUGCAGUCAUUUUUAAUGGGUUUAGUGGUUUUACUCGGUGGGAGUUUGUGGAGGAGUGGUUCAAAUUACCCGUAUUUGUUACUUGGAAGAAGAAAAAAGAAUUGAGGAUAUUUCCUUUGUCAUUUGUAAUAUUGUACAUAUAUGCAGUAUGAUUCAACCAGAAAACUGAUUUUUGAAAAAUUAGAGGAGGAAAAAACCUUUAAGUACAUUACUGUAUGUGCACAUUGUGAUUUGGACUUCUUAUGUUGUGCAUUCAUCUAUUAUGCUUUCUUUGUUAAAAAAAAAACCUGAUGUCCUUAUAAUACUUAUUGAUUUGCUCGUACGGUUUCUUAAUUGUUCAUGAAAAUGACCCUCUCUGGAGUUUCAGAUUUUUAGGCAUAAUGUUUGAUUAUCCUUUCCUUGAUGAGUCCACCUUGCAUUGCAGUAGCUUGGAAAACCAAAAAGAGGAACUAUGUGAUUCUAGUGUGAACUGUGAAACACACAAAUAGAGAUUCAAAUUUAUUUCACACAGUGUUUGAGUAUGCAUCACAUUCAGAAUGUAAAAUAAAUAUUCUGAAAUAAUGGAAAAUAUGGAUAAUCAAUAUGGUUACCUUAAAUCUGUUCAGCUCCAAACCAUAACUGUUUUCUAAACAAUUUGUUUUGUUCAGUUUCUAAAAUUAUAAUAAAGAAAUAUACACUAA